This is a messenger RNA of Penicillium soppii, 1308 nucleotides long. RefSeq lists its product as uncharacterized. Gene Ontology annotation, biological process: transmembrane transport. The record is from RefSeq and is a predicted model, not a curated record. The coding region runs from base 1 to 1308 and encodes 435 amino acids. The transcript is spliced from 4 exons. Gene Ontology annotation, molecular function: transmembrane transporter activity. NCBI's taxonomy places the organism in Eukaryota, Fungi, Ascomycota, Eurotiomycetes, Eurotiales, Aspergillaceae.
AUGUCCCUGAGAAUGAGUGCCGAAGAAGGGCUAGCCACCCUGAAUCUUGAUCGAAGGAACAGCCGAUCAACCUUAUACAAGAUCUGGACGCAUUCUUGGUUCCAGAUCGUAUUGAUCAGCUUAAUUUGUUUUUGCUGUCCAGGGUUACCUAGUGAAGUCCAUUCGCUGACUGCCGAGCAGAUGUACAAUGCGCUCUCGGGUCUCGGAGGUUCCGGUCAGGUCAAUCAGACUGUAGCAGCAAAUGCAAAUGUUGCGCUGCUAUCUGCUACCGCUGCAACUGCUCUCUUCGUGGUUGGGCCAAUCUUUGAUCGUGUUGGACCUAGAGUCUGCCUGCUGCUGGGAGGCUGGACAUAUCCAUUGUAUUCUGGCAGUCUCUUGUGCUUCAAUGCAACAAACAACGGUGCGUUCGUCAUCGCCUCGGGUGCUAUCCUUGGUAUCGGUGCCUCUUUAUUGUGGGUUGCCCAAGGUGCGAUCAUGACCACCUAUGUCCCCGAAUCGCAGAAGGGACGUGCGAUUGCAGCUUUUUGGGUUAUCUUUAACCUCGGUGGCGGUGUUGGAUCUCUCGCUAGCUUUGGCCUCAACUAUGACUCAAAGACCGGUACUGUAUCGAACGCAACGUAUAUUGCACUCCUCAUUAUCAUGGCCGUUGGCUGGUCUUUGGGACUGCUCAUCUGUCCGCCUUCGUAUGUUCGAAGCGCCCAAUUGCAGAUGACCACGGAGAGCGAAAAGAAGUGGAGACACAUUGCUCGACAAUCUCUGAAUACCAUCUGCGACUGGAGGCUCACCCGCCCAAUGCGGGCGCGCGUAGCUUGGGCGUUUCUGUUUGUCACUGGGAUGGGAAUCUGGGGCGGUGGCUACGCAUUCCAGAAAUGGUCUGAUCAUCGCCUAGAGCUGGGCUUGAAGCAAGACAUUGAUUAUACCGAUGGACACACUUCGGUGGGCCCUAUGUUCCUUUAUAUCUUUUAUGGGGCAUAUGACGCGUUCUGGCAGUCGUUCUGUUACUGGCUCAUGGGAGCUCGGUCGAAUUCGCCCGCCGUGACAGCUGUGCUAGUGGGCGCGUAUAAAACCUUCCAAAGCGUCGGUAGUGCGAUGGCGUGGCGUAUCAAUGCGAUGGCGUGGCGUAUCAAUGCGAUGGAAAAGCCUGCGAUGACACAAUUUGCUAUGGACUGGGGUCUUUGCAUGGGAUCGCUUUGCAUCGUCAUUCCAACUGUUUUGGCAAUCACUUUGACGAGUGAAAUUGACCCAACGCCUGACGAGAAAGGAUCACCGAAGACAGAGGAUGUUGAUGGAAAGGCGGAGAUUUCUUAG